Ilex paraguariensis (yerba mate) is the source of this 206-nucleotide messenger RNA. NCBI's taxonomy places the organism in Eukaryota, Viridiplantae, Streptophyta, Magnoliopsida, Aquifoliales, Aquifoliaceae. The record is from the annotation of a GenBank genome assembly.
UGACCCUCUGCGAGGAUCAAUUAGCCAAAGGUAACAACAAGCACACUUUGGGCAAGAGAAAGACCAACACCAUCAUUAACUAUGGUUGUGUUAGCUUUGAAAACAAUGGCAACACAAUCAACAAUGACGCCAACAGUCAACAUCACAGCGACACUGGCGGUGCUCAUCUUCAGAUUUCCACCAAUGGGUCGUCUUCUUCAUCUUGA